AUGGUGGUUGCUCUCGUGGCAAUAAAUAUCAUUGGGGAACCUGCGGAUUUGAGCCAUGAGAACAGCCAGUCUUCCAGGGAGAAGCUGAUCGACCAUUACCUAGGCACCAAUUCGGAGGACUCGGCCCUCGAGGGGAGCUACCCUGGGAAGGCCGACGCCAUUUCUCCGCUGGACGAUCUGGCUUUUGACAUGUACCAGGAUCCGGAAGUGGCCCAGAUCAUCCGGAAGCUGGAUGAGAAGAAGCACGAAGCGGUGCACAUGGAGCACUACGACCACGCCAAGAAGCUCAAGCAGGCCAUCGCGGACCUCCAGAAGGUCGGGGAGCGGCUGGGGCGCUACGAGGUGGAGAAACGGUGCGCCGUCAAGAAGGAGGACUACGACUUGGCCAAGCAGAAGAAGCAGCAGAUGGAGGACUAUCGUCUGAAGGUCUACCAGCAGUUGGAGCUUCAUAACCUCCUGGACCCAGAGCUCGCCAUCCGGCGAAUACCUGACUUGCCGCUCGACCCCGUGGCUCAGCCCACCACGACCCUCCAGCAGAAGAAGCCCCUGCCGUCCCCCUGGCGGGAGAAAGCCGAGCCAGAGAGCCCUGCCUCUCCGCUGCACUCCGAGAAGCCCCCCGAAAUCCCCUCGCCUGAGCCGGGCCCCUCUCAGGUGGUCUCCCCCCCACCGGCCCAGGCAGCUCCCAUCGCUGCGGAGGGAUUCCCCAAGAUCAAU
This is a messenger RNA of Thamnophis sirtalis, 714 nucleotides long. The record is from RefSeq and is a predicted model, not a curated record. Lineage: Eukaryota; Metazoa; Chordata; Lepidosauria; Squamata; Natricidae.